AUGGACAAAUAUUUUGGAUAUAUUUUUGUUUUUAUUAGUAAAGUUAGCGCUCAAGGUGAUUCAAUAGACAAUUCAACCAAUGUUAUAUUAUGUCCAACUGGGCCCGAUUUAUCUUCAUAUGACUUCAACCUUCAUUUGAUUUCCUUUUUUGUGGUUCUUCUAACUAGUUCCUCAGGUGCAUUGAUUCCGGUAAUAACUAAGAGACUUCCUGGAUUACAAAUUCCACGCACGGUUUUUUUUAUUACUAAACAUUUUGGGACUGGAGUAAUUCUUGCAACAGCUUUUGUACACAUGCUUCCAACAGCAUUUUCAAACCUUCAAUGCGUAGAUACAUUAUCAGAUUAUGAUGCAUGGCCAGGUGUAAUCGCAAUGCUGGCUGCAGUAUUUAUCUUUUUUAUCGAAUACACAUCGGUGUCAUAUUAUGAUAGCAUAAAUGGAGAAUGUGCCAAUGAUGACCUUGGUGGAAAUUCUUUAUUAAUAAAUAAAGCUCAGAUUGUGGGGAUCGCUAUCUUGGAAUUGGGUAUUUGCUUUCAUUCUGUAAUUAUUGGACUGGCCUUGUCUGUUUCAACUGGUGCCGAUUUUAUUUCACUGUUCAUUGCCUUGGUCUUUCAUCAAAUGUUUGAAGGACUUGGGCUUGGUUCACGUAUUGCUGAACUCGAUUAUCCUGAUAACAGCAUAAAACCCUGGUUGAUGUCAUUUGCAUAUGGUAUUACAACUCCGAUAGGUAUUGCUAUAGGUUUAAGUGUCCGUAACGUCUAUAAUCCUGCCUCUCAAAUGGCACUUGCUAUACAAGGAAUUCUUGAUUCCCUGUCUGCUGGAAUUCUUUUAUACUCUGCUUUAGUUGGACUUAUGGCUAAUGACUACUUACAUGACAUUGAGUUUCGAAGAUCUUCUAAGAUUCAACAACUUGGUGCCUUCACAUGUUUAAUUACUGGAAUUUUCAUUAUGUCUUUGAUUG
This is a messenger RNA of Scutellospora calospora, 958 nucleotides long. Lineage: Eukaryota; Fungi; Glomeromycota; Glomeromycetes; Diversisporales; Gigasporaceae. The record is from the annotation of a GenBank genome assembly.